AGAAGUGCGUUGUCGAUGCCGCUUCUUCAGCUUCUUCGGACAAGUCCACCACCGCAUCUGCUGAGCCCAACACGGUUCAUCAGCGCACCCACCCCUCCCCCACACGCACAUCGGCAACCGUAUGCCCACACACCGAGAUGCACAAGCACGGUGUGAGAACAUGACGAGAUCGACAUGUGAAAGUCAUCUUUUUGUGCGUCUGUACUCGCAGAUCGAAAUGUUGUCUACGUUUUAUAUUCGUCGGCAUAUAUCCGCUUCUUCGCAGUCAUGUCUCCGUCAAUGGGAAAGACAUACAUACAAUACACUUCUCCGCUCUUCUCUCUGUGGAUGGGUGAUUUGCAGAUCGCUGGCUGCAUUUAUAUUCGAUCGGCCGAUGCCUUUUGCACAUCAAAAGUGAGCUGUCGAAGUAUACUAUGCUCACCAAGUCGUGUGUACGUGUCUCGUGUCUGUGUGCAGAUGGAUCGCCGUCUCCAUCUUACAUCUCCGAUGCCCCUGCUUACUGAAUCAUCCACGCCUGCCCCCGGCGGCCCCACAGGUACGUAAGUGAGGGAGACACAAAAGAGGUGAUAAUCACGAUUUGCUCAUGUCUCUCCUCUUUCGUCUAUCUGUCUACGCAUAUUUGGCCUCUUUGGCGGCCCCCGCUACCCCACUGGCCAGCCCACGGCCUCCACUCGCAGCGUUGAUGACGCUGCCAGAUGGAGGCAGCGAUAAGGUACGCCUGCCCGACAGGAUGUGGGUACUCUCAUCUGGCAGCGUCAUCAACGCUGUGAGUGGAGGCCGUGGGCUGGCCAGUGGGGUAGCGGGUCAGAUUGAGGAGGCGUCUCUCGGGGCCGCCAGAGACGCGUUACUCGAGUCGGUAGGGGGGAGAGGGAAGGCGGGCCAAUGGCUCCCAACAGCCUCUACUGCCCUGUCUGUCAGGAGCUGUUGCGUGUGUGCCGGGAGAAGUCUGAGAUCAACAAGGUAAGAUCAUCGACCUAAACACAUGCCAAUCUGAGAUGCCGGGCGGUGUGUGCGCAGGAGCUGACAUCCGUAAAGGAUGACAACAAGAAGCUGCUGGACAAGCUUCAAGUGUUGUCAGGAUUGCACCUUCAGCCAAGUACGCCUCACAGUUGGCUGCCACCAAUGCUGCCACACUGACGAAUAGCAUCCGCACGGCAUUCCAUGGAGUGGCGCUCUCCUUUGCUUUUCAGUAGGUCCAUCACACUCAAGUUCAUUGCCGACACAUCACAGCCGCCAUCACCAUGUACUGUACACCGAGGUUGGUGUGGUGCCGGAUGCCUUCAGCGGCGUUAGAGGAGCACCCUGAUGACGAGGUCAAGUACCUGUCAGGUGAGUGA
Molecule: messenger RNA, 1337 nt
Organism: Vitrella brassicaformis
Lineage: Eukaryota; Vitrellaceae
Source: the annotation of a GenBank genome assembly